AUGUGGGACAGACUCAAGAUGGUGCCCCAUCACCACACCUCUAGGCGACAAGUCAAUCACCCACUUGACGACGACAGGGUCCGAGUUGGUCUGGGUCUUAGCUCCGGCGGCCUGAAUGCGGCAAAGGGCUACAGUUACUCCAUCAGAGGCGGCCCGGCUCCCCAGCGGCCACCGCGAGAGUUUCUCGAGUCUCGAUACGAAACUGCACCCCGCGUCAAGCAACCGCCUCCCCGCAACCCACGCCGCAUCACCGUCCGCACUUCGAAUCUGCGGCCUACAUCCUCCUUCUACUCGGAAGACCUCCCGCAUCUAGACUCACAAUAUUCAGCAAACCCCGACGCAUGGGCUGCCGACCGCUUCCUGCCGGGCGAUGUCUCCCCGAUAGACGAAGAUGACGCGCCGUCGUACUUGCGCCAUGCAGGGAUUCCAAACACCGAUAGGUCGAGAAAUGGCGGGCCAGGUCGAGCCUUUGCCCCGGAACCUCGCCAGGAGAGCCCACCACAACACCGAGGCCCGACGAGCAUUCCCACGAUGCGCCGCGAACGCCGCCGGCAAUCCGAUGCGGCGACACGAGACGGGAACCAGAACCAGCGAGGACCCCAGCCGCAACAAUCUCAGAACGCGCCCAGCUGUGAAGCCCCCAGGUGGGAUCCGCUCACGGGAGAGCAGACCACUAGCGCACAUGGCCGACCGCCCCAAGUGAAGCCUGCUGAAUUUGCACAGGGGUUGGGUAUUACAUCGCAGUCUUGGGCAUCGCCCCAAAACAGUCCCACGGCGGCACCUACGUCCUUUGGAGACCGCGUGCGGAGGAUAGCAAAGAAGGCUGCAGCUGCAAGGGACGGUACGACGCACCCCGCCGCCCGCGCAUUCACGGCAUCGCGUCCCGGCUGGCGUGGCGCAAGCGGGCGGACCGCCAUCGUGGAACCCGUACAUGAUACACGCGAGGUGCCACCGCUGAGGAUUCCAGAAAAGAGCAGCAGGAGGAACAUUCCGCCUGCAGCUGCGUCCAAGUCCAAUAGUACCCCGGAUGGCCCGGUACGCCGCGGCCAGACCCCCCCAAUCAGCCCACCGCCAUCUGAAACACCUACCAGGUCUGCCCCUCUAGAGGGUAUUAGGAGGAUCUUACCUUUGGCUCAGCCCCCAGCUGCCACACAGACGCCGUCCCAGGCGGGCCAGAGAUAUCCCAGCCCACCUUUGUCUGGAAAGUCAGUAGCGGCGGAUGCGCCAGCUGUCGCCGCCGCUAGGGAGCUUGUGCGGGACGGACAAUAUGUUGCUUCCGUUUAUUCCAGUCCAGGCAUCUACACCCACUCGCCUGACUUGGGCAACCAAAUCCGCCGGAAACCGCCACCAGUGCACACAAACCACCCUCAACACCAACACCAAGUGUCCGUCUCGUCGGUCUACUCCCAACAGUCAGAGGCACUACAGCCGUCGCCCCUGCAGAUUUCAAACACGGCGCGGCCGGCAGUCCCCCCCGAGGAGCCUUACGUCCAACCCCCCUCCCGCUUCAGCGUCACCACCUACGCUACGAGCAACACGGGCACAACCCACGACGAUCUCGACGACCACCAGGACGACGACCAACCGCCCGUCCCGUCCCUCCCCGCCAACCUGCAACAACAACAAUACGGCCGCCCGUCCUCGGACCACAGCCCCGUCACGUCCCCAAUCGACCAGUUCAUGUCUUCCCCUUUCACGCCACCCCUCAACACCACCUCCCGCACCCCGUCCACGGAUCCCGAACACCACCAAACCCAACAAUCACCCCCCUCCAUCACCGCCAUGCCCACCAACCCCGCCCUAGCACGCACCCAAGUCCUCGCCGUCGACCGCCCCUCCUCCCGCGCAAGCACGUCCGACAUGAACAAAUCCCUGCCGCCCGCGCCGCCAGAACAGUCAGCCGACCAGGCGCACGACCGCGUGGGCCUGCUCAACGCGCAGCUGCGGGCGCUUGCGAACCGGCGUAUCAACAUCCACCGGUCGAUUGCGCAAAUGACGGAGCUGAUGCCGACCGACAAGCUGAUGAACUCGGUCGAGGUGGUGCGCAAGCGCGAGGCCGAAAAAAGGAAAGUUGAAGCGCUGCAGCAGGAGCUGGCCGACGUCAGGAGGGAGGAGUAUGAAUUGGGACUGAAGCUGCACCGCGCGUACAAGAGGCUGGAUCGGGAGGCGGAGUGGGAGCCGACUACGCUUUGGGUUAGGAGGGUUACGGGGUAG
Messenger RNA from Parathielavia appendiculata, 2214 nucleotides. RefSeq lists its product as uncharacterized. The record is from RefSeq and is a predicted model, not a curated record. The transcript is spliced from 3 exons. The coding region runs from base 1 to 2214 and encodes 737 amino acids. NCBI's taxonomy places the organism in Eukaryota, Fungi, Ascomycota, Sordariomycetes, Sordariales, Chaetomiaceae.